This is a messenger RNA of Notodromas monacha, 627 nucleotides long. The record is from the annotation of a GenBank genome assembly. NCBI's taxonomy places the organism in Eukaryota, Metazoa, Arthropoda, Ostracoda, Podocopida, Cyprididae.
UCUGCUGGCUAAAUCAACGGUUCCUGCGGAAUGUUCUGAAAUUGCCAGCGCUUUUCUCAAGAGCAGCACAGAAGUCAAGCAAAAUAUCGAAGUUGUCGACGAAGAUUCCGCGAUAGAAUUCGUGAAUAGGACUCCUAGUCAGAAAUCCAUCAUGCCAAUGACGAAAGGCCGAAGAAGAGCUUUGCUUCGGAAAGCUGGAGUGAAAUUCGAUCACUUCCUUGACUUGGAAAAUACACGAAUCGCUGAAAGCCGCAAGCAGUGCGGUUGUGACUGUAAGGGCGGUUGCAAGCCAGACAAGUGCCUAUGUUCUAUGUUGGAAGUCUGUUGCUUGGUGGAUAGUGAGGGUUACCCGUGCAGUUGCUCUCCCAGUUUGUGCCAGAACCCGUGGGGAUGCGAGCGGUUCGAGCCAGUGAAAUUCGUCGUCAGUCCAUUGAAGGACGACGUUUCGGAUCCCAGAUUUCAUCGUGACCCCGAAGGAAUUUGCCUGCGGAUCUCGAAACUUUCCUGUGGGAGCAUUUGAUCAAGGCUUUGCUUGGUACACUUCGAUUAAGACCCUGUUUCGUCGCUUGGUUGAUGUUCUGCUGCAGGGGAGAGAAGUUACGUGAUAAAAAUGUUUUUUUUUCUGGA